CAGGAACAUACGGCCGACUUCCCGAUCUUGUCGCGCAUUGCGCGCGACGUCCUUGCAAUCCCUGGUGUCAGCAUCGCGGUCGAGCGCCUAUUCUCCUCUUGUCGACACACUUUGUCCGACUCUCGUUCUUCUCUCAGCGCGGAUUCUGCCUCGAAGACGGUCAUCACGAAGGAGUGGCUCAAGAGAGGUUUCGGAGACGACGUGAACUACCUCGAACAUAUUUCUAUACACCAAUAG
Trametes versicolor FP-101664 SS1 is the source of this 237-nucleotide messenger RNA. RefSeq lists its product as uncharacterized. The annotation marks the transcript as partial. The transcript has a single exon. The record is from RefSeq and is a predicted model, not a curated record. Gene Ontology annotation, molecular function: protein dimerization activity. NCBI's taxonomy places the organism in Eukaryota, Fungi, Basidiomycota, Agaricomycetes, Polyporales, Polyporaceae.